AUGGCUCCCUCCAAGAAGAAACCAAAGACCUCAUCGAAGGCGGCGGACAGCAGCACUGGUGUGGAAGCUUCCACGCCCGCGAGCUCUUCCUCGCAAGCGUCGUCGAGCCGCGCUGCGCCGAAGCCUGGGCAGCAGGCACAGCUGUCCGCCGACCACAACAAGGCCGCGGCGGUGUCCUCGCGGCCAAAGAGGAACGCGGAAAAGAAAAAGUACGACGACAGCGAGGACGAUCGACCCCAGCACCUGAGCGCGAAGCGGUCUAAGAAGAAGAAGGGAAUCAUACCGCGAGCCCGCCAUGACCCCGAUUCGCGGAACGUCGCGCGAUCACUCCGGCGGGCAAGGCUCGUGAACUCUGUAGUCCUCUUCGACAAAUACCUGCGUCUGGUGGAGUUGUGCUGA
This is a messenger RNA of Ectocarpus siliculosus, 399 nucleotides long. NCBI's taxonomy places the organism in Eukaryota, Phaeophyceae, Ectocarpales, Ectocarpaceae. The record is from the annotation of a GenBank genome assembly.